AUGCUCAGAAUUUCGCAAUACAUACGAAUACUGUUACUUAUAUUUAUCGGUUCUACAAUUUUCUGUGCAAUUUUCGUUACUUUUUCGAACUUCCUGAGCGAAAAAAUCGACAAGGAUGCGCUUUCAAAACCAGCACAGGAAGAUUUGGCAAUAUCCGUAACAAAAUGGAAUUUUAUAAGAAGUCAGAUUGGUAAGAUGUCUUUACUUGGAAGAUGGCUCUUGUCUUCUGAGGGAAGUUCAACACCACCAAUAAUAAAUAAGAAAAGAGGAUCGUAUUUGAUUUUAGUUUGGAAACACGGAAAGUUCUUGGAACGCAGGCACAUUAAACGUUUUACAAAUAAAAAAUUUUCACCUUGGGAAAAUUGUACAGCAAAAAGGUGUAUAGUAAGUUACCGAUCGAAAGAUUUAGAUGUAGCAGAUGCGGUUGUGUUUCAUUUGCAUUUGACGCAGAGCGCGACAGAAUUACCAACUAGAACCAAAUGGAACCAGAAAUGGAUCUUUUUAACCGACGAAUCACCAAUGCACACUUUUCUUUAUGGAAAUCAAGAACUAUGGAAAUAUAAUGGAUUAUUUAAUUGGUCAAUGACUUACCGAAUGGACAGUGAUGUGCCGGUACCUUACGGCCGAACAAUUUCUAGAUCGUUUGAAUAUUCACAGAAUAAAAAUUUUUCGAAAGAUUUUAUUAAAAAAUUAAAAACUAAACUAGUCACUGUAAUGGGUAGUAAUUGUGCGGGUACGAACAGGCGGUGGCACUAUGUUAGCGAAUUAAAAUUGAUUCUUGGCAAUGAUCUUGAUAUAUAUGGAAAAUGUCUGAAUGGUAAUACGACUGCGUGCCCAGGUCAUUUUGAUGAAGAUUGUUCCACUUUAAAUACAUACAAAUUCUACCUAGCUUUCGAAAAUUCAAACUGUGAAGAAUACAUAACAGAGAAAGUAUUUUGGCAUGGUUAUCAUAAAUUAGCGAUUCCGGUGAUAAUGGGUGCCCCAAAGAAAAAUUGCGAACAAUUAUUGCCUCCUCGUUCAUUUCUUCACGUUAAUGAUUUUGCUAAUCCGACAGCUUUAGCAAAUUACAUUCAUUAUCUUAAUCAGCAUGAUGACAAAUAUUUUGAAUACCACGAAUGGCGUAAAUAUUAUAAAGUAAUUAAUGAACAUGGUUAUUUCGGCAGUAUUUCGAAGCAUUACUGUCGUAUUUGCGAGGCUCUUCAUUAUAAUUUUCCUGUUAUUAAAGCGUAUGAGGAUAUAGAAUCAUUUUGGAACAAAAAACGAGAUUGUACCCUCUAA
Molecule: messenger RNA, 1278 nt
Organism: Habropoda laboriosa
Lineage: Eukaryota; Metazoa; Arthropoda; Insecta; Hymenoptera; Apidae
Product: glycoprotein 3-alpha-L-fucosyltransferase A-like
Exons: 3
Coding region: 1-1278 (425 amino acids)
Cellular component (GO): membrane
Molecular function (GO): alpha-(1->3)-fucosyltransferase activity
Source: RefSeq, a predicted model, not a curated record